This is a messenger RNA of Symbiodinium necroappetens, 4872 nucleotides long. The record is from the annotation of a GenBank genome assembly. Lineage: Eukaryota; Dinophyceae; Suessiales; Symbiodiniaceae.
AUGCAGAAAAUGUGGUGCCCACGAUCCUGCUGGGGCAUCUGGGCAAUGCUGCCCCUCACCGCUACAAUGAAGCUGACGCAGGAGUUGAACACUUCUGCAAUGAAAGUGGAGGGCGCCUCUUCGCGCGACUCAUGGCCAUUCUCCGCCAUUGGGGACUUUGUGUCGGAUGCCGUGGGCGAAGUUGGGGACACCGUGACCAUGAUUGUCAAUGCAGGCUUGGAUGUCGGGACAGUUACGGCCAACGCCGCCCUAGUGGUCGGGACUCAAUUCGUCACCUCACCCCCCCUGAGCUGGGACGACCUGACAGGCGACAUCCGCAGCUUUGUGGACACCUUUAACACCACCGUGAUACAGGGCGUACAAGAGGCUCCCCUUCAAAAUUUGCCGGAGCCUGUGCGACAAACAGCGGUCCGCCUGAAAGGGGUCACGCUGGAGCAUGCGAAGAAGACCGCCGCUGAAGGACGCAAACUGGCCGGGGCAAUGGGGAAUCACCUGGGCCCGUUCUGGGACAGGCUGCAAGGCCCCAUCGACUGCCUGACCAACGUCCCCACUCUUUGCGAGAUUCUCAUUGGCCUUGAGUGUGAUUGCGGUGCUGGCAGUUAUGUCGAGCUCGACCCCGACGGCCACCCAGACUGGGUGGACAUGAGGUGUACAUACACGAAGACAUCUAAGUUUACGAGUGGCUUCGGGAUCCAGGCAUCUGCAAACAGUGAUGGAGAGACCGGGUCCGGGGUUUUGCCGGGGACUGAGACGGAACGGGAAGCCAUCCAGAGCAUCCAAGACAUGGUGAGUCAAGUCCAGACCUCCAGGCAAGGGCUCGGCGCGAUGCAAAAGAGCUCGCCCUCGGGGUCAUGCGAAGCGGGUCUUAGCGUCGCCAUCGAUGGAGUCUCGAAGUUCACCCCAGACGUGAGAACGAAAGCCUUUUCCAACGGACACACCAUAUUCAAUGUGAGUGGCACACUGCUCGUAUCCUACGAGACGGUGGUCUCCGGGAGGGGUAGCUGCAGCUACAAGCUCACAAAGGGUUUGCCGAAGAAGCCAAUAACAAAGGUGAUCUGUGCCGGACCUUUCUGCAUCAUGAUCUCGCUGCAGAUGGUUGCAACCUUGGUGGGAGAGGGCGUCCUCACCGGAACAAUCCACAUGCGAAACGAUGCGGAAUUCGAAGUCCAGGCCCACGGAUGGGUCAACGAAGACGGCGCUUUUGAGGCGCAUGUGUCAAAUCCCGGCAAAUUCAAGCAUCAGGCGAACAGUAUUCGGAUGGGGGCGAGUGCAGCGGCAUCCUUAAAGCUAAGUGUGGGGCCGAAGCUCGUCGUUUGGCCUAUGCCUGGCAUUCCACUGACUUUCCAUCCGACGCUCAACGCUGAAGCCAGAGCGCAGGCCCAUAGCAUCCAGUACCCUCCAACUACCAUACACGACGAGGGAGGCCGCCGGCGCAGACAUGCGGUCGAUAUAUGUGGCGCAGCCGCCGUGAGCGUCUACUCCGAUUUUGGAAUCGAAGGCUUCGGGCUGCCAAGAGUGCUGAGGGAGCUGUUGAGCGAUGGCUUCAUCAAGGAGCAGCUCAAGGACGCCAUGCAAAAGGGUGUGGAGGCAUGGAUAUCAAUGGUGACGCAGGGGACGACGCAUUGCCUGUCUAGUGGCUUGGAUGCCGAGUUGCAGGGGAUGGUGGCAGACAUCUUUUGGGACCUGAUUCCAGACUUCUCCCUGCGGUUCAACGUCCCUUCCUUUCAGCUGCUACCGCCUCAGAUGCUCUUCUGCGAGGUGGUCUGGUCCAAGCCAGACAACUUCGACCAGCUCCCCUGCGCAGAAGAGCUUGGGUGUCAAGCGGUUGGUCAGGGACCACCAAAGUCGGACGCUGUGGCUGUGCCAGCGGAGCAAGUAGAAACCCCGCCGAGAACGACUGAGAAUGCAGUGACAUGCCACGAUCCUCUACAAGUGGGAGAUCGCUUUAUCCAGAUUGGCAAGUUUCGCAUUGCCGCCAUCGAUGACAACUAUCUUUCAAUCUCGCAUGAGGACUGUCGAGAUCAGGACGGUUGUGUGUCGCUCGUGGUCUCCGACCAGAGGGCAUACGUUCGGAGCGAGUUCGGAGACAUCCCUCCGAGUGAUCAUGAUCGGGUCACCAAUGCCUGGUCCAUCUGGCAUCACAGGCAGCCCGGGGAAGCCAAAGAAAUCGAGUUUGGCUUCAAGUUCAUCCAAAUUGGAAAGUUCCGCCUCGGUGACUAUGAAGGGUGGCAUUUCUCGAUUUCGCAUCUCGUUUCGAAGAAGACCUGCCUGUUCUGGAAACACGAUGGCCACAGAUGGGAUGAGGGCCAGACUGGCCACAACACCCUCGACCGUUUCUUGGGGGCUCCGUCGGGCAUCAGCAUCGGCGAGAAGUUCGUGCAGAUUGGCAACUUCCGACUUGCGGAGACUGAUGACUCUCAGAGGCUCCCCUUGCAGUUCAUGCGCUAUCGCGACGAUGGAACAUGGGAGCGGCGCACUCUUGAAACCUUCCAGAGGGACGGUGGACAUUCGCUCAAUAACGACGACCACGAUGGGAGGAUACAUGCUAUAAACAGCCGUAAGGUGUUUGGCCAGGGAUGCAAGAACAUCGGUGAGCUUGCUCAUGGAGAGUGCAGUGAGAGUUUUGCAUCCUGGGGUGAUCGCUUCAUCCAGCUCGGCAACUGGCGCCUUGCCGCUCUCGAUGCGGACCACUUCAGCAUCUCCCACAAGGAUGGUCAGAACGCAAUUUACAAGAGCAAUGGCCACUUCUGCUGGGAACGCGUGAGCGACCGCGCCUGGCGCAGGCCUCUCGGCUUCCCCCACGGCAUCGUCUUUGGCGCGAAGUUCAUCCAGAUCGGUCAGUUCCGCCUGGCCGCACUGGACGACGACCACUUGAGCAUCUCCCACCAGAAUGGCUGGACCAACCGGCUCUUCGUGGGCCACAACGGACAGGUGAUCGAUCGGCCCGGCGGGGGCCAUGACUGGAACGCCUGGAGGCACCUCGCCGGUGGCGACGAGAGUUUCCGGAAAGGCUUAAGUGCCGGCAUCUCCGGCGUGGGCUAUGGGGACAGAUUUUUGCAAAUCGGACCCUUCCGCAUCGGGGUGGGGGAGUAUGACGAUUUGCUCGUCACUCACAAGGACCCGGCCACUGGACACCCACGAACUUUCCAAGUGUACCAAAACAGCGGGAUGGUCCUCGGCGCGCAACCGCAUGCAUCGCACUCUGGCAAUGGCCAUGUGCACCUAGUCCAUCGUCAUACGCAGUGGCACUGUGGCAACAUCCAGGGCAUGUUCGGCUCUUGCCCUGGCAUCACCGCAGGCGACGGCUUCAUACAGUUGGGGGAUUGGCGGCUGGCAGCGAUUGACUCGCGACAGUUUUCGAUCUCCCACCGAGAUUUGGUGACGCCCAUGAGCUUCACCUCCGAUGGGCAUUACCACCGUCACGGAGACCCGACCCAGGGAGACCACAGCUGGCACCGUGAAGCCAGGUACGUGGCCGCCGGGGAGAUGGGGGAGGUUAUUCUCGGCGAUCGCUACAUUCAGUUCGGUAAGUACUGGCGCAUGGGCCAAGUCGACGAUGACCACUUCUCCAUCUCUCAUAUUGGUGGCAGGACCCCGGUGAUCUUCUAUAAAGAUGGCAAUGUUAGGUAUGUCGAGGAUCACAGUGGCUUCGACGACGGCCCCUUCAGCCUUUGGAACCGUCACUCCAUCGAACCAAAAGGCAUCGGGUUUGGCGAUGGCUUCGUUCAAAUCGGCGACUUUCGAGUGGGAGAUGUUGAUCAUGAGCGCUUGUCCGUCGCAAGCGCGAUAAGUCGGAAGACGAGCGAGACCUUUAAAAAAGAUGGACAUACGGCGGACAGUGGCUCAACAGCAUGGACAACCCUGGGGCGUGCACUCCAGCAUUGCCAGGUUGUCCCUAGGAAGUCUUCUAACUUCACGUCGCCAGUCGCCGCCUUCUACAACCCGAAACAUGGGCGCUGGCUGCAAAUGAACAAAGGGAUCACCGACAUGACUGGCAGUGCUGACCAGAGAGGUGGUGACGGGCCUUUCUCUUUGAGGCUUCACUGGACCUAUGAGCGCUUCGCGGUUGUCGAUGUCGGUAACGGGGAAAUCGCACUUCACAACACCCUCAGCAACCGCUUCGUCAAGAUGGAAGGGUUGGAGAUGAUGGUCAGCUCGAUCAAGGAUGUCGACGACUUCCCAGCUGGGUGGAAUCUUGAGCGCUUUCGUGUCGUCGACGCGGGAGACGGAAUGGUGGCACUCUACCACCCGGUCAACCGCCGCUUCGUCACCAUGGAUCAAAACGGGCACGUCUAUCCAAGUGCCCCCGUGGAGGACGCAAGACUGCCUGUCCAUUGGUCUUAUGAGCGCUUCUACAUGAUGCCGGUGAGAAACUUUCUCGAACCUGAUACGCUGGUGGCCCUGUACAGCAACGCACACGGCCGCUUCCUCCGCAUGUAUCAGCAUGCCUCAGGCCACUGUGACUUGGACAGCAGCCCAUCGGGGCCCAGCCUCCCCGAUACUUGGACGUUGGAGCGCUUCAGAGUGGUGGAUGCGGGCAACGGCAUGGUUGCGCUGCACAGCCACGCCUACAACAAGUACCUGCUGAUGGACGACCCCCACUUUGACAUUCGUUGCAGUGCCCCGUCGCCGACCGGCAGCAGCGAACUCCCCCAUGGCUGGGGCUGGGAGGCUUUCGUCCCUGUUCCCAUGGCCUUUCAUGCGGACCAUCUUGAGAUCGCCCUGUGGCAUCCUGCUCACCACCGAGCCGUCCGAAUGAAUCACCACAUCGUCGACGCGAGCCAGCCUGUAGCCCUCCAGGACCUGGCCAUGAACACGGCCUUGCCCUGGGAGAAGUUUCGGGUCGUCCUGCUGGCAGACCCCAUGACCUAG